Molecule: messenger RNA, 1182 nt
Organism: Lolium perenne
Lineage: Eukaryota; Viridiplantae; Streptophyta; Magnoliopsida; Poales; Poaceae
Product: cytosolic sulfotransferase 5
Molecular function (GO): sulfotransferase activity
Source: RefSeq, a predicted model, not a curated record
UCACAGCAAGCAGAGUACUCAGAGUUAGAGCUAGCACCACCCACCUCGCCGGAUUCGCCAUGGAUCCAACUCAAACCAAGAGCAGCGUCGACAAUGCCGCCGAGGAAAGAGAGCGUCUUGUGUCCACGCUCCCAAUGAGGGAAGGGUUUUGGAAACCGUACGUCCUGUACCGAGGCUUCUGGGUAUCUCCGCAGGUGGCCAAGAGCGUCAUGCUCUUGCAAGACGAGUUCAAGCCGCGGGCCGACGACAUCAUCCUCGCCGCGUGCCCCAAGUCCGGCACCACCUGGCUCAAGGCCCUCGCCUUCACCCUCGUCAACCGCUCCCGACAUGCCGUCGCCGGAGACGCCGACGGCCACCCGCUGCUUACCAACAGCCCCCAUGACCUCGUGCCGUUCAUCGAGAAACCUGACCGCGAGCUCUACCCUGUCGCCGAACUGGAGGCGCUCGCGUCCCCAAGGCUCCUGGCGACCCACAUGCCGUUCACGCUGCUGCCGGCGAGCAUCUCCGCCGUCGGCUGUCGCGUGGUGUACAUCAGCCGGGAGCCCAAGGAUGUGCUCGUGUCCCUGUGGCACUACUUGAACUCGGUAAGCAAAGACUACUUCAUCAAGCUGGAGAAAGCCUUCGAGUUAUUCAGCGAAGGGGGGUCAUAUUUCGGUCCAGUGUGGGACCACUAUCUUGGGUACUGGAAACAGAGCAUUGCAGAGCCAGAUCGGGUCCUCUUCCUCAAGUACGAGGAGAUGAUGGCCGACCCGGUUAAGCACGUCAAGACCCUCGCCGAGUUCCUUGGAGUCCCGUUCACCGUCGAUGAGGUGGACGCCGGAGCCGUGGAGCAGGUCGUGGACCUGUGUAGCUUUCAGAAGCUCAAGAACCUGCCUGUCAACUCCUCGGGGACAUCCAACCUGGCUGGUUGGAUGCCCAUGGAGAAGUCGUCCUACUUCAGGAAUGGGACGGUGGGCGACUGGGCCAACCACCUGACCCAAGAGAUGGCGCACAAGUUGGACGGCAUCGUCCAGGACAAGCUCAAAGGUUCUGGCCUCGCCUUUUGAGAUUUUCUUCUGAAGAUCUCAUAUUCUCGUGCCCAAUAAUCUCAUCCAUUAUACUAUUGGAUGAUAUUAUGUUUCUACUAUCGUUAUGUUCUAUGGAAUAAUGUGAAGGACCAAGUCGCUUGGUCUAUUGUGAACU